AUGCUCCAAGACAUCUUCGUCAGGCUGCCUAAGCCGACUGCUCUCCUCAUCCUCUCUAGCCUCUUCGGGGCCACAUCAGCACAUAUUCCUCGUCAGACACCAACAACAGUUCCAUACCGGCCACUGAACGUCGUUGCGUAUCCGCCGAUCGCAGCACCGACGUCACCACCGGUCGAUCUACCUACCUUAAACGAGCUCCUCAGGAGACAAGAUACCAACACGAUAUGCGGCUACAUAGGAGGUGAUCCAGACCUACCUGCAACCUGCUCGGCGGGGUCGCACUGUGUACUGGAUGCGGAUCACGGCGCUGUGGGAUGUUGUCCGAACGGAGAGGAAACCUGCAGCUCAGGUGUCUUUACCGGCUGCGUCGAUUCAAACAGCGGGCCACAGACCGAGGUGAACCCUUAUGUGUUCACCUGCACCGGUAGCAAUGUCUGCUACAAAAACAUGUUCGAGGGAGGUUUCUCCCAAUUCGGGUGCGGCACAGCAAGCGAUCUAGCAACGGUGGUCUCAGCUGGCGCGGCGGGCAUAGCCUCCCAGGUCUCCUUGACGAGUGAGCGCAUCAGCCUUACACAGAGUCCGAGCAGCCUCGCAACACCCACCGAGCUCGGGACCGUCACCCGGAGCGAUUCCUCAGCCAGCUCUUCAUCGACUGGGACUAGCACUGAUACAACAACUGGCGCUUCAUCAUCGUCUCUCACCACUCUCACCAUACCAACUCCCACAAGCAGCACCACCUCCACCUCCUCCUCCAGUGAGCAGUCAAGCAGCAUACCGACGAGCACCUCAGCACCAGCUGCAAGCGGCGGCGGCGGGGGGGUAAACCGAACUGGCGCAAUCGUGGGUGGCACGAUCUCUGGCGUGGCCGUACUGGCAGGCCUUGUGGCUGUCGGUAUCUACUUCUGGCGGAGGCGUGCCGCAGGGAACACCCGCCGCGGCCCAGGCCCACGACCAGGGGACACGCAAUAUGUCAGCCCCAUGUCAGGCGCAGGUUUCGUGCCCGUCGGCCGAAACAAUGCAAGCCCGAGUGAUGGAAGCCGAGCAGCGAGCGUCCGAGGGAAGACGAUCAGGCACGUCACGGGCGGGCCCAACUCCCGCAACACCGUCUUCCAGACUGGUGGCGUCGGCGACUACCAUUACCCGGGCCAAAACCCAGCGGCAUGGGCCGGGGCCGCAGGGGCUGGAGCAGGGGCAGGUGCUGCGGCGUAUCACGGAGCGUACGCAUCGCCUCAUGACAGCGGUGGAGAGGACGAAAUCCCGCUCCGUUACGGGUCGCCUGAGAUCGAUGACUUCUCGCGCGGCUUCCAUGAUGCCCUGAGCCGGAUCGGCGAGGAGGACGAGGAGGAUCUGGAGUCACACGUGAACGGCAGUGGCAUGCCCGGCACAAACAACACCGGCGGAAGCGGAGACCUGGGCGACGCGAGGCCACUGUGGCUUCAAUCACGAAGGCAGUCAAGAAACCAAUUUUGGACAUGA
Messenger RNA from Diaporthe amygdali, 1476 nucleotides. RefSeq lists its product as uncharacterized. The transcript has a single exon. Lineage: Eukaryota; Fungi; Ascomycota; Sordariomycetes; Diaporthales; Diaporthaceae. Bases 1 to 1476 code for a protein of 491 amino acids. The record is from RefSeq and is a predicted model, not a curated record.